Molecule: messenger RNA, 1752 nt
Organism: Durio zibethinus
Lineage: Eukaryota; Viridiplantae; Streptophyta; Magnoliopsida; Malvales; Malvaceae
Source: RefSeq, a predicted model, not a curated record
UCCGAUCCGAUCACAGAAUAGAACAACUUCCACCACCAUCCUCUGCUGACCAAGUAGUAGGCUUAGCAGUAACAACAAAAAAAUAAAUAAAAUAAAUAGAGAAAAACAACGCCGUUGAACGUGGAAAAUCCAGACGAGAGACAAACUGACAAAGCCACGCAUUCUCUUUCUCUUCUCUUUCAAUCCAAUUCAUCAUUGAAAUUAACAGUCUUUGCAAAAAGUAACAAUUUCCCCUGUUUAUAUUUUCUUCCUGGAAAAUAUGAAAUGAGAGCUGCCCAGUACCAUCAACGUCGGUGUUUUUCUUCUUUUUCAUCUCAUUCUGUCGGCCAUGGCUGCUUCCUUUCUUCUCUUCUCUUCUUUCUCUCCCUUUUUGCUUGUUUCCCAAGUUUUUCUCUCGUUUACGCUGAAGCUAAUCUCACCCAAUCUUCUUUUACUCCCAUCAACCGCGAUCUCUACCAUUCCAGUAAUGAUUUGAUUGAGCAGAUAAAGUCUUUGGUCCAUCGACACCCUGACAAACUCAGUGUGGAAACAAUUCAAGCCAGAAACAAAGGCUAUGAGGCAGAGAUCACUGUUGUUACAUAUUGCCAGAGUAGGAAAGAGAGUGAUGACAAGUCAAAGUUUCGGAUCCUUCUUAGUUUUGGGCAGCAUGGGAGGGAGCUUAUUACAUCUGAAUUGGCAUUGCGGAUCUUGUCAAUCUUAAGUGAAGAACAGUUUCUACCCAAGAUGGACCGAGCGUCCUUAAAUAGCACUCUUGAUAAUGUAGUUAUAAAGGUAGUGCCAAUGGAGAAUUUGAAUGGCCGCAAGCUUGUUGAAGCAGAAGAUCUUUGUGAAAGGAGAAAUGGGAGAGGAGUUGAUCUCAACCGGAAUUGGAGUGUGGAUUGGGGAAAGAAGGAGAAGGACUAUGAUCCAUUUGAAGAGAAUCCUGGAACCGCUGCUUUUAGUGAGCCUGAAACCCAAAUCAUGCGGAAACUUGCUAUAUCAUUUGAUCCUCACAUAUGGGUUAAUGUACACUCUGGGAUGGAGGCACUAUUCAUGCCAUAUGACCACAAAAACAGAACCCCUGACGGAUUGCCAUCACAACAAAUGAGAUUGUUGCUUGAAGAACUGAAUAAUGUUCAUUGCCACAAGCAUUGCAUGAUUGGUUCUGGUGGAGGUUCUGUUGGGUAUCUGGCACAUGGGACAGCAACAGACUACAUGUAUGAUGUUGUAAGAGUACCCAUGGCAUUCACCUUUGAGAUCUAUGGAGAUGGUACAGCCUCGACAAAAGACUGCUUUAAAAUGUUCAAUCCAGUUGACCAUACCACUUUCAAGAGAGUUCUCAAUGACUGGUCUGCUGCCUUUUUCACAAUUUUUAAGCUGGGACCACGUCAGCUUGAUGUCCAUUCCAAGGGUGCUGUAUCUAAUUUGGACAAAUGGGUAUCCAUAGAUGAAUAUCUUGAUGGUUACUUAAUGGGAAGGAGAAAUAGAUAUGGGAAGAAGAUGGAGGUGCUUGAGGUUGGAAUGCAGGAAAUAAGAACAUAUUUCAGACUUUUCUUGUUAUCCUCAGUACUGUUACUGUUCAUGUUCUGUUCUCGAAUAUCAAAAACAAAGGGUGGCAGACAAAUUGUUUCAGCCAUACCGCUUUGACAUGUUACAUGGGAGACCUGCAUGUUACAUUUUUUUGGGGGUCACUGUCAAUCUUUUGAACACCAUAAGUUGGGGAUCUAAAAUUUUGGCGAUCGUGGGAACAAGUCAUUUGCAAUAAAGCCACAA